Molecule: messenger RNA, 2919 nt
Organism: Xiphias gladius (swordfish)
Lineage: Eukaryota; Metazoa; Chordata; Actinopteri; Istiophoriformes; Xiphiidae
Product: spindlin-1-like
Exons: 5
Coding region: 186-893 (235 amino acids)
Biological process (GO): gamete generation
Source: RefSeq, a predicted model, not a curated record
CUCUCUGCGGUCAUGGUAACCGAAGGCUCGCCGGGAACUCGAGUCUUUUCCCCCAAUCUCCCAUUUUCCACAGGUUUCGCGAGAUUUACAUAGACGUGGUCGGUGUGUGGGAACGUUUUCUGCCAGACGAGCUGAACAAUACUGAUAUGAAAUCUGCGUAAAGUAGCCUUUGAAUUUCUGGAGGCAUGUCCAAGAAAAGGGGCAGAAAGCGGAGCAGCGGUGAACUGAGUGACACAGUAAGCCCAGACCCCAACAGCAUUCUGGGAGUCCGUAUUCAACAUAAUUGGCGUGAGAAGGGGAACCAGAGCAAAUGGAAGGGAACGGUGCUGGACAGGCUCAGUGUAAAUCCUUCUCUCUUCAUGGUGAAGUAUGACGGCUUUGACUGCGUCUAUGGCAUCGAGCUGUUCAAGGAUGAGAGAGUGUCCAACCUCCAAGUCCUGUCAGAAAAAGUUGUAAACAACAAAAUCAAGACACCUCCAGGGGCCGAGGAGCUGGUGGGCAAAGCUGUGGAGCAUCUGUUUGAAAAGGAGGAUGGAGAGAAGAACGAGUGGAGAGGCAUGGUCCUCUCCAGGGCUCCAAUCAUGACCAACUGGUAUUAUAUCACUUAUGAAAAGGACCCCGUUCUUUAUAUGUACCAGCUGUGGGACGACUAUGCUGACGGAGAUCUCAGGAUUCUGCCUGAAGCAGAAAACAAGCACCUGUUGCCUGCGGACAGGAAGCCAGGAGAAGAGACGGAGAGUCUGGUGGGGAAACAAGUGGAGUACGUUACUGACAAGGGUGUGAAGAGAACUGGCCUGGUCAUCUACCAGGUCCCAGCCAAGCCCUCUGUCUACUAUAUCAAAUACGAUGAUGACUUUCAUAUCCAUGUCUAUGACCUGGUCAAAACCACCUAGAGAUAGUGGACACUUUUAUCUCACUCUCCAUCCUCCCCCCAUCUGCUUCUGUUCCAGUCAUUGUUACAAUCUGUUAUUCAAAGCCAUGGCAGGGUUGAAUAGUUAAUAUGCUUUAUUGUUCAGAAGGAGGUGCAAUCCUUUUUUGUAUGCACAGCAGAACUGUAGCACCGCUAUGCUUUGCUAUUUCGAGGAGAGGGAGUCAACUUGUUUCAUUGUUGCUGCUCUACUUUAUACUUUAAUGUGGACAGUCCAACAUUGCACUGCCCAACAGCUGCAAAGUGCAGUUGAUACUGUGUUUGCAUUGUUGUCCCUGAGAUACUCACUGAUCUUUCCUUAAAGAAAUGAUCUUAAUUAAAUCCUAGUGUGACUAAAAAAAAAAAAAAAGAUGCUCAAAAUAUAAUUUUAAAGACACUUUUCUUUGAAUUAACUUAAUACAUAAUAAGCUUGGUAUACACAUUUUCUUCUGCAUAGAUGCCUUCAAGAAAGACAUUAAUAAAUGUAAUGGGCAGAUAAAUACAUGUACUGUAUUUAUCUAACAAUUAUAUUGAAUCAAUCAGUGUUAGUACUGGAAAGGAUGAAUACAAGCAGCAUUGUAAAAUCACCUUAAUGAGGCCCUUAUAUUUUCAAGUGCAAUUCAGAUGAAUAACUCUCGUGGAAAUAUAGUCCUGCACUUUCGCCAUAUUUAGUAUUGUAGUAACCAUGGCUGUAUGAAUUUUCAAUCGGAAUUUUCGUGCUCGGCAUUUCUUCUUUUAGCCCUAAAGGAAGGUUUAGGGCUAAAAGGCACAGGCUCUAAAUAGUUAAACAGCACAAGGAACAUCAGAUUCUUUGUACUGGUAAUUCUGCUAAAUUCCUAUUUGAAUUUGAUCCCAUACAAAUCAUCAAGUGCCUUCCGGCUUGUCAUUUUGCAAUACUGUACAUACUGUAUCUCUGACUAUCUAUGCUCUUAAUGAAUCUUCGAGUAUGAAGGCUGCUACUAGGUGUUCAUUUGGAAGUGGCAACACUGACAGCUUGAGAAAAGUUUUGCAACCAUCAGUUUAUAUUAGUGCUGUGUUUUGCUCUUAAUGCAGUAUGAAAAUGUUCUUUAAAUAUAACACAUCAUCAUUGGUUGUAUAAUCUCACCGUUGAUAUUGUGGGGAGCACUUUAAUUGUACAAAGUUUACAUGUUUAGGUUAUGGUAUGCUAUAUAGUUUCCCCAAAAUGCUUUUUUCCUUUAGAGAAAAUGUGGCAGAAUUAUGCUUUAUAUCACACGGAUAAAGGAAAAAAGGAAAAGAAAAAAAAAAAACUAUUUGCAAUACAUUCAAAUGACAGUAUUUAACCUGUACAACUUGUGUAAAAAGCCUUGUAACGUUGUCUGUUGUGAUUACUCACAAUAUGAAUAUCUCAUCAAAACACCACCAGCUUUUAGUGAAAGGGUCAUUAAUAUACAAACUAUAAACUGAAUAUUUAACAGGUAUAAUCAACUGACAAACCAUGUUGUCCACAGUAACUAACUCUGGUUCUAGUCUGUUAUAACUGUCUCUUAGCCUUGCAAACAUGACAUGUGUGCUUGCAGUAUGGAUUUCAUCCUAACUUUGUCACCAUAUACUAGCUACUGAAUUGGUCUUGCCCUUUUCAGCCUUCUCCAAGUCAUUCAGCAUAUCCCCCAGUAAACUAGUCAAUCAGUAGGUGUACUGUUACUGUUAUUUUUAGCCCUCAAAACUCUGCAUGCAUCAUUGGAACAGAGUGCCUGGAGAUUUUCAAACCUUAUUUUGACUGAGGAGAAGUGACAAUGUGUGGCAGAAUCAGGACCCUUUGUUUUACCCACAUUAAAAUACAAAACGAUCUCAAAAAUAAGUUAACACUGUACAUCGCCCCUACUGGUGCUGUGGAGUGUUUCUGUAUUGUGUAGAGUGGAAUUACAAAUGACUGUGUGUGCUCUUUUUCAUGCUUUCAAUUACCUCCUCCUGUUCUAAAGUUGUAGCACCAUCAACAGGCAGUUUGUGUCAUUAUUAUUCUGUCAUGAGUAAUAAAGAUUUUUGCACAUUUA